AUGUCGACUCUUAUCGUGAACAUUAUAGCCGUGCGAUUAGUAGUCGCUUCUGUUACUACGGAUGCUCUUCUUGAAUCUGCCAGGAACGCAUGCGUCGCGACGCCCCUGUUGAGAAUACGUGCCGUCGCAAGGCUCACUGACGCCCAGUACUCGUUCCCGCAUCCCUCGAAUAGCGUGUCCCUGCCGAUGAGUUCCGGUAUCUCGAAUUUAUCCCUGUAUUUGAAAAUUUUCGGUGUAAGCGAAUCGCGCGCCGCUCAUCUUCCAGGACGUGUCAUCGAACUUGAGUGUGAAAAACAACUUAAAUUAACAUUUGCUUCUCCGCAAAACAAGGUUCUCGGCAGCAGUUUCAAGAAUUUCUUUACAUUAUCUGGACUUCUAAAUAUUCUCAUAUCUUUUGCAACUCUGGCUGAACGAGUUUUCGAACUUCCUUAUCGGAUUCAAUUCGUUCAUGAAGAAAGGAUCUACCUUCAGUAUAGGGUAACAACAAUUAUUCCAUUCCACGUGGGGAAAAUUAUUCAAGAAUCAAGAAGAAUUCGCAAUGGGAAAUUUCUUUACAAAUAUAUGAAAAUUUAAAUGAAGAGUUUGUAUGAAAAUCAUUGGGUCCAGUCUUAAAGAAUCAAAGACGCUUGUUUGCCUUGCGACGAUGAUAUGGCGCUAUUACGACCAUUUGCCCUAAGAGGAAUGUCGCCACCAGAUGAGUCGAUAAAUU
Belonocnema kinseyi is the source of this 709-nucleotide messenger RNA. RefSeq lists its product as uncharacterized. Lineage: Eukaryota; Metazoa; Arthropoda; Insecta; Hymenoptera; Cynipidae. The transcript is spliced from 6 exons. The record is from RefSeq and is a predicted model, not a curated record. The coding region runs from base 1 to 573 and encodes 190 amino acids.